CGGAAGCGCCGCUGAAAUUGACCGAACGGGAUGGUAGUUGUGUGGAAGAUAUCGUUCCUGUAGCAGAGCCCCACCUGGUGUGAUGGUGAGGUGAUGUGCCCCUGGCCUGAAGAGUGAUCAGGGCAGAGCAGCAAUGACUGAGUGCUUCCUGCCCCCCAGCAGCAGCAGCCCUGCGGAGCAGCGCAGGGCUGAGCAUCCGGGGGCUGUGGCUCGUACCCCCAGCUCUGAGGAGAUCAGUCCCACCAAGUUCCCAGGGCUGUACCGCACUGGUGAACCCUCACCGUCACAUGAUGGCCAUCACCACGAGCCCGCUGAUGUUUACAUCUCAGACGAUGACAAGGAGCACAGCAAGAAGAAGAACAAGUUUAAGAAGAAGGAAAAAAGAACUGAGGGCUACGCCGCCUUUCAAGAGGACAGCUCGGCAGACGAGGCAGAGAGCCCAUCCAAGAUGAAGCGUUCCAAGGGGAUCCAUGUGUUCAAAAAGCCCAGCUUCUCCAAAAAGAAGGAGAAGGACUUCAAGGUGAAGGAGAAGGGUCCCAAGGAGGACAAGACUAAGGACAAGAAAUCAAAGGACCUGACGGCUGCAGAUGUGGUCAAGCAGUGGAAGGAGAAGAAGAAGAAGAAGAAGCCGAUGGCGGAGGCGGAGCCUGUGCCAGUGGAGGCCCCCAUGUUCAGGCCCAUCUUUGGAGCCCCCCUGACUGAGGCAGUCAAGAGGACAGCACUCUAUGAUGGCAUCCAGCUGCCUGCCAUUUUUAGGGAAUGUGUGGACUACAUUGAAAGCUAUGGCAUGAAGUGUGAGGGCAUAUACCGCGUUUCAGGCAUGAAGUCCAAGGUGGAUGAGCUGAAGGCAGCCUAUGACCGAGAGGAGUGCCCCUGCCUGGAGGAGUACGACCCCCACACGGUCGCCAGCCUCUUGAAGCAGUACCUGCGCGAGCUGCCGGAAAACCUGUUGGGCCGCGAGCUGGCCCAGCGCUUUGAGGAUGCCUGUGGCCGCCAGGUAGAGACAGAGAAGGUGACAGAGUUUCAGAGGCUGCUGGUGGAGGUAUUGCCUGGCAGCAGGUUGCUCCUCUCCUGGCUCAUCACGCACAUGGACCAUGUCAUCGCCAGGGAGACAGACACCAAGAUGAACAUCCAGAACAUAUCCAUCGUCCUCAACCCUACCGUACAGAUCGGGAACCGUGUCCUGUACGUGUUCUUCACACAUGUGAAAGAGCUGUUUGGAGAUGUGGUUCUGAAGCCUGUGGUACGGCCACUCCGCUGGUCCAACGUGGCCACAAUGCCGGCCCUACCCGAGACUCAGGACAGCAUCAAAGAGGAGAUUCGCAGACAGGAGUUCCUGCUGAACUGCCUGCACAGGGACCUCCAGGCGGGGGUGAAGGACCUGUCCAAAGAGGAACGUCUGUGGGAGGUUCAGCGCAUCCUGACCGCUCUCAAACGCAAACUGAGGGAGGCCAAACGUCAGGAGUGUGAGAGUAAGAUAGCCCAAGAGAUAGCCAGUCUGUCAAAGGAGGACGUUUCUAAAGAGGAAAUGACCGAGAAUGAGGAGGAAGUGAUCAACAUCCUCCUGGCACAGGAAAAUGAGAUCUUAACAGAGCAGGAGGAGCUGAUUUCUUUGGAGCAGGUGCUGCGUAGGCAGAUUGCCACUGAGAAGGAAGAGAUUGAGAGGCUGCGGGCAGAGAUUGCAGAUAUACAGAGUCGGCAGCAGGGCCGCAGCGAGACAGAGGAGUAUUCUUCGGACAGUGAGAGUGAGAGUGAGGAUGAGGAGGAAUUGCAGCUGAUCCUGGAGGACCUUCAGAAACAGAACGAGGAACUGGAGAACAAAAACACCCACCUAAACCAGGCCAUCCAUGAGGAACAGGAAGCCAUCUUGGAGCUCCGCGUCCAGCUCCGCCUCCUGCAGAGCCACAAACUGCAGCAGGAACUGACCGUCCAGCCCGCAGCUGAGCAGGCUCUGCCUACGCAGCCGAGCCCGGAGGCCCGCAGCGAGGAGCAAACCAAACGCUCUGUCGCCUCCGCUGUCCCGGCAACUGCAGGUGCGGACCCUGCAGCCUCAGCAAAUGGCAAAGUGGCCAAGGAUCCCUCAAAACCAUCGCCGGGCAAAGACAGGAGAGAGACCAACAUGUGAGGUGUUGCCUCAGUAUGUGUCUGUUGGCUCUGCAUUGCUACACAUCUCUACGGCCAGUCUGUCCCACAAGGUCACUGCUGGGUCACUGACUUCAUUUGGCAGGGAAAUUGGAAAACCGUUAACUUGUUCUUUCAGAAGGUCAGCAAGGAAGAAUUUGUAGUUUGGUCAGCCAAAAUUGUGUCAAUACAAAUUCAGUACCUUGCUUUUCCUUCUCUCUGUCACACACACAUACACAAAAUCAUAAUGUAGGGGUAGUGUAGUCAAUGCAGAGGACAACUGGUUGCUGUGGGACCAUUCUUACAGACCCUCAGUGCCAAGCGUGUGGGCAGGAAGAAGACAAAGGCAGAAGUGAGGGUGUUGAUAGAUUAAUGGGGCAGAAGAGAAUCAAGGUUGGCACCCUGCAAAUGACGUAAUUAAACUUUAUUUUCUUUUGGUCUUCCUUAUAUCCGCAGUAUAUAAGGUUUAAAUUCUGUUGCUAUGAUUCGCUUUGGCCCUUACCUAGAUUUGACACGGUAGGAUCGCAACCACUGUGCCGUAACUGAAAACACCAGACUGGACAAGUUGCCCAAGAGAACCACUAAUACAAAAGCUCUCUGACUUACCUAUGAAGAAUUGAUGACUGGUCUGUGUGUUAUAUAUUUAAGUCGUACUCUGGGUGAUAUGAAAGACCUUUCAAGGAAAUGCAUUGAUUUUUUUUUUAAUACUUUGCUUUUUAGUAAUAUAUAAAUGUUUAUUUGAAAUGCAAAUGCACAAAAGCGGAGCCUGAUCCAUUGGGAUGGAAACACGCCCACUAUUCAUACCCGGCAACGGUGCACGCGCCGCAACGCAACGCGAACCAGCACUGCAACACUUAAUGCAGCUGGAGGCGUCGUUUUACUAACUUGAAUAACUUAAUAAUCGACAUGACUUGUCGAUAAUAACAUGAAUUCGCUUGCCAGUGCAAUCUCAUGAGUGUCCCUAGUCCUGCUCUUAUGUCAAACGGCCUGGGAGACUUUUAACCCACUGGACAGUUUGAACAACAGGUUACGUUGCGCGUUGGGACACGUAUAUUUUUGCCGGGUAUUCGGUAGUGUUUUUUUUUUUUGUUUUUUUUUUUUACCUUCGUGCUCGUAGUACCGGGGGCAUUGCUUGUAAAUCAGUCUAAAACUCAAGAUUACAAGUCAAUCAUUUCAGAAUAAAUGGUCUGUGACUAUUGCAAAGCACUGUCUUAAACGAUGUCCGCCUGGUCUCCGACACGGAGAGCAAAGGCUCGGCCUAUGUGCUCCCGGUUCAUGUACAUUACUGUAAACUUGCAAACAUACUGUAUUUUCAGCUCUUAUUUUGUUUUGUCAUGUGUCCCCUCUGUUAUUGAUGUCCCCUCUGUUAUUGGUGGUCAUUAUGGUGUAGGGUCAUGUGACCGCCCUUGUGUUCGAAACGGGCAAAUUGAUGCAAUCUUUUAUGUUGGGCUCAAAAUGUUCAUUGUUGCUCUGUGAUUGGAAUCAGAUUAAUUCUAGAUUGGGCUCAUAAACUUCUCAUGAGGUUAUUUUCUUAUCGUUCCAGGCUUUUUGUAGCUCAUCGUUGCAGACAAAAUAAUGCUGUGAAGAAUAAAGUUUCAAU
Lampris incognitus (smalleye Pacific opah) is the source of this 3721-nucleotide messenger RNA. It is a transcript of the gene ralbp1, whose product is annotated as ralA binding protein 1. Gene Ontology annotation, molecular function: small GTPase binding; GTPase activator activity. Gene Ontology annotation, biological process: small GTPase-mediated signal transduction; endocytosis; positive regulation of GTPase activity. The coding region runs from base 134 to 2125 and encodes 663 amino acids. Gene Ontology annotation, cellular component: membrane. The transcript has 11 exons. NCBI's taxonomy places the organism in Eukaryota, Metazoa, Chordata, Actinopteri, Lampriformes, Lampridae. The record is from RefSeq and is a predicted model, not a curated record.